UCAUUCAAACGCUGCAACUCCUGUUGUGUCAGUUUUAUCUUUCUUCCUCCAACCCCACCGCCAGGCAAUGGCAGAGGAGGAUCAACAGCAGGUGGUGACUUCCUUGGUGCUCCCAAGCUAUUUCCUUGCAUUCUCAACCUCAAGAAGAAGAUCGGAAGUGUUACAUGUGGAGAUAAAAGUGGAUUAGUUCUGCAGAAAGCAAGUUAAAAAAAACUGGAAUAGUAGCAUAAGUGAUCCUAUACCUGUAUUAGGAGAACUAAUGAAUGCUUUUAUGAAUAGGUUGUAUGGCACAUGGAUAGCUGCACCUAGAGAUGAGAGGCCAUGUUUAAUUUCUCUUGAAGUAGGUGGCUGGACUUGGACAUUUGCAAGCGAACAGUUGGGAACUUACUGAAGCGGCCUUCUUUCCAACAUAAGACCUCAGAAAUUUACGUUCACACCAAGAGAAAAAAUAUGCCGACUCAGCCUCUCUUAGCAUAUAUGGAUGGGCCAGAUGGCAUAGCCUGUACUGUUGGUUCACGUAUGGAAAACAAUGAUGCCACUAUGCCAAUAAAAGGGACCAACACAAUCUCUUACAAGAACUUGCAAGAGAAGUUCUUGAUGCAGGGUGAAGGAUGCAUGGCUUUGGAUUGCAUGUUUUGUGAUCAGACCUUCAAACACCCCGAGGAUCUUGGUAAGCACGUCUUAACGCAGCACAGGCCGACUCUGUGUGAACCAGCAGUACUGCGUGUGGAAGCAGAAUACCUCAGCCGUCUUGAUAAAGGACAGGUGAAAAUGGACUCAUUGUCAUCGGAUGUUGACAAAAAAGAUGACCAGGGCUUCAGCUGUGAAGUCUGUGGACAAACAUUUGAAGAGGUUUUUGAUGUCGAGGCUCACAUGAGGAAGCAUAAAGACUCCUUCACUUAUUGGUGCAGUGUGUGCGGAAGGAGAUUUAAAGAGCCUUGGUUCCUCAAAAAUCACAUGAGAACGCACACUGGGAAGCCUGGCUCUCGGAGCAAGACUCCACAAGGUUCCGAGAGCCCUGUAACAAUAAAUGAGGUCGUACAAGACCAAGUACCUGAAAGCAUUACGUCACCUUAUAAAAUCUGCAUGGUUUGUGGCUUCCUAUUUCAAAAUAAGGAGACUUUAAUAGAGCACAGUAAAGUACAUACCAAAGAUUCCUUAGCUAGUGGUGAUGGUUCACAAGCCGAUAGAGGCGGCAAAGAAAGUAGAUCACCCCGAGAAGAGUUCCUGCAGUUCUUAAACUUAAAACCGCGUUUGCCUUCUAGCAAUAGCAAACUAGAAAAACCUGUGAAAUGGAUCGCAGAAUUGGAUCCAUUCAGUACGUAUCAGGCUUGGCAACUGGCUACCAAAGGUAAGAUUGCUACUGGCCAUGGACAAAUAAAAGAACCAGGGCAAGAAGGAAGUACAGACAACGAUGACUCGUCUUCUGAUAAAGAGGAGCUUGGGGAAAUCUGGCAUGCAAGCAAAGCAAACCAGACUGAAAGCACAGGGAAAACGAAGGCAGGCAAAAGUGGAAGUUACCCAGGGCUUGGUAAUGUGCCACAGGACAAAUUCAAAUAUCCCGGCGGCGAAGUGCCUUCUAUAGACAUAGAUCCUAAAUUGUCCCAGAACAAAGAUAAGCCCACACAUUGUUCACAGUGUGGCAAAGCCUUUCGAACGUACCACCAGCUAGUCCUUCAUUCGAGAGUACAUAAGAGAGACCGGAGGAAUGACCCAGAAGCCAGUUCUGCCGAAGCCAAGCAGCCGCGAGCGUGUCUUGUGGACGUGGCACUCCUGGAUGAGAAUGGAGUAGUCGAGCGAGUGGAGGGAGGCUCUGAAGAUGGCUCCGAGGAUGGACUAACAGAGGCCCUAGAAAAAAAUGGCGAUAGCAUGGAUAGAGCAAAAGUUAAAAACCUUGGGGCCUCCAGAGAAUGCAGCUACUGUGGAAAGUAUUUCCGCUCAAACUAUUACCUCAACAUUCAUCUCAGAACACACACAGGUGAAAAACCAUACAAAUGUGAAUUUUGUGAAUAUGCAGCAGCCCAGAAAACAUCUUUGCGGUAUCACUUGGAGAGACAUCACAAGGACAAAAAUGCAGAAGCUGCGGCUGAUGUGAAAAGUGACCAUAAAGGUUUGUUACCUACUCAGGAGAUGGGCUUCUUACCAAUCACCAGUGGUGCUCCAGAAACCAAAAAUCUGAAAAGGCUCCUUGAAGAUGCCAAAGAUGCUAAAGGAAGCCCGCCUGCAAAGCAGCAGAAAGAGACCCUUUCCUCCUUUCAGAGCACCCCGAACAGUGUAACUCAGGAUACAAAAAAUGGUGCAGGUUGUAGUAGCUUAAAUGAAGGUGCACCAGUUCCUUGCCUUGAAAAGCUGAAAUCUGAAGAGAGAACAACGGAAUCUCAAGCAAGUAAUUAUGGGAAUGAUAGGACUGAGAAAAAGAGUUCUGCAUUGCCAGACACUGUGUUUUUUGCUGGUGCUCCGAAAGGUAAAACAAAUAUGGAUCUUCUGAGAGACGCUGUUGAAGACUCAAAAUGCAGACUUAUCGCUCAAGAAAUGCCUUUAAAUUUAUCCACUGGAUCAUCCCAAGAUGCUUCAGUAAUCUCUCUCUGUCGAGGAUCUUUAGCAACCAGCACCUGCCCUUUUUGUACUUACCGGACGUUAUAUCCAGAGGUUCUGAUCAUGCAUCAGCGAUUGAUGCAUAAAUACAACCCGGAAACCGCUAAUAAGAAUGGUAUCCGGAACAGGGCGGCUCUUAAAGCUAGGCGUACUGGAUGCCCACCUUUUCUUUUGGGCAAAGAUGUGCUCCCCCUGCCUCUUAACCCUGUGAAAGCCAAGGCUCCCGUGCCUGCCCAAUCAAGAUCCUUGCAUGCGGAAAAGGUUAAACAGAGUCCCGCUGCCCAGAGCAAAACAUCCAUUCUUUCAGGGCUCAGCUCCAGUAACUUGGCCCCAAGUAAUUUGAAAUCAUGCAAGCCGCAGACGGUUGGUGCUUCAGUGAAUAGCUUCAAACAACAUAAUGAAAUACAUCAUGGUUCUUGUAGUGCCACAAUACAGGAGAGAGGGAAAAGACUGGACUCUAAAGCAAGAGGUUUGGCUUCUCAAUUAAACAUAGUGAGCGCUAACGUCAAUGGCUCUCUUGAGACUUCCGUGAAUGAUGCUGCUUGGCCAAGUAGUCGUGGAAUAGAGUUUCUCAGUAACAGACCCACAGAGAAUACAAACUUGGAGCUCGAUGGACCAUCUUCUAAAAGAGCAAGACCUAGUCUCUUGGCUUCAGAACCGAUUGACUCUGCCGUGUAUCGGAGAGGAAAUAAUUCAGGCAGGAUUCAUAUAGCAGGCCGAUAUGCAAACCUGCUACCUCAGGAAUGUUCACACACCACACCUGCACCCUCCUUCCUGCCUGCCAAGCAAGGGCUCAUGAGCUCUGAAGUAGAUGCUAUAAAUCCUGUUACUAUUCUAAAGCCAUACGAAACAUACGGUCCUGGCCCGUUUUACAGUUCCUGUGGAUCAAGCAGCAGCCAGAUUUCUAGCUCUUCGAAAGAAGGAAAAAGGCCAGUGUCAUAUCAACACUUAUCCAACACCAUGCUACAAAAGCGAAGUUAUGAGAGUCUUCUUGGUAAUGCACAUUAUCGGCCAAAUGACAAGAAAACAUGAAUUGGCUUAAAUGAAUGAUACAAGGCUGCAAAUCUGGAAUCCUUGCAGUUCAAUCCUGGAAGAGAAUGGACAACGAAAGCUACAAAAUUAAACUGUGAUUGUACUGUGUAUAGAGAGAAAACACUACAGUUCUGUAAUGGAAGGUGUGAUCCCAUUUGUACCAUGUGGCUGUGAACAUGGCUGUCUGGAACUGUGUCAGAGAGAACUGGAAAAUGGGUGUUAUCAACUUUCCUGAACUUGAAUAAUAUUUUUCUUAGAAUGAUCAUAGACCAAAUAUCCAGCAUAAACUAUAUUUUUGCAUACUUGAGUGCUGCUGAUGAGAGAGAUGCUUUUUUGGAAGCUGUGUGUCACCCUUGCACCUCAGGUAAAUCCGUGCAUUGAAUUUGUCUGGUUUCCGUAUUGGGAGGCAUUUUUAUAAAGGGUAACCGUUUGUCAUAUUUUGCUUUGUGCUUUAAACUAUGUAUAUUUUAAAACUAUUUUCAAAUGAAUUAUGUACUUUAUGUUCACCUUAUGCACAGUUAAAAUACUCCGGAGUAGGUCAGGAAUGUUAACAACAAAUAAGGAUGAUACUUUACUCAAUAAUAAAUUUUUCUUCCUUACGUUGAUACUGUUUCCUGAACAUCCUCUGAGAAAAUGAAAUAUAUUAAGAGUGCAUCUCUGUAAAUAGGGAGGGAGACCCCCCCCCCCCAACUUGGCAUCCACUCUCAAUCCUUUCCUUGGUAUGUGAGCUGAGGGUGUUCAGUUUGAAUGCCUUCUAGCCUCCAGGUGUUCUGGAGAGUUACAGUCAGGGUUACAUGACACAUACUUAAUUCUUCUUACCUCUCCCUAAAUAUUCAGUUUUCAUGCACAUGGUGUGCACAUGUCCUAUGGCUUACAUUGGAAUAUUCAGUGGAAGUUCCUGCUGUCAUGUAUCUUAUUGAUGUGGCAACCCAUACGUAUCUAGCAAGCAAAUCGCGGACAAAAUCCAUCCCCCCCCCCCCAUUGUACACAUGGGAUAGUGUUCCCAUUGGACAUGAUACAGCAUUCUUCUGUGUCCCUGCCCCAUGCCAGAGUGCAUUCAGCACUGGACACAUUACAGUGCCUCUAGCCAGUGCUUUCAGUGGGAGGUAUGUGACCCCCAACACUCCAUUUCUCUUCAAUGUAGGUUACUCAUUCCCAUAUGCAGGCUUGUGAUCAGCACAUUUCAGAACAUCUCAGCAUUCUGUUAACUCAAGCUGCUCACCAGUUGGACAAGUGGGAGGGCUUCAAGAUUGUCCUGUGAGAAUCCCAUCCUGCCCAUGUAGAUUUGUGAGCUGUGCAUACAAUAGAGGAUCUUUCCUGCCCCAAACGAGUCUCAUAUCUUUAUCAAGGAUCAGUUAUUAAUCUGAACAAAAAGAAUUUCCCCGCUGCAUAUGACUGAAUAAACUAGGAGGCUUGUCGAUUCCCAGCCGUUCAGUUGUGUUGUAGUGAUAGUUGUUUUGAAUAACUUGUAUGUGAAAGCUUCUAAUGACAACUUAAAAGAAGGGGAGUGGGAGAUUUUGACUUCAAAUGUUCCAGGACAAAAUAGUUUCAAAUAUUUUUGCACUGUUUUUUUUUCCUUUGUAUCAGAUAUACAAUAGCAAAGCCUAGAUAACCCUGGAGAGGCUUGACCUCUUCUUUCUUCCCCCCUUGCUCCCCAGUAUGCAACUUGGAGACAUUUUAAAUGUAUGUCUUACUUCCUGGGUAUUAAGGAAUAUAUAAUUUUGAUGUCUCUGUAAAACUGGCAAUGUAAUGAAGUGCUGUGCAUCAGGAAAUUGUACACAAUUUACCCUUUUCCUGUUCAUAAGCUGAGCCAUAUGUACAUAAAAUCUAGAUUUGUUUUCCUAGUUUUGCACUUUUAUAGCCUAUUUUUCAAAGAUGAAUACACAUGGAAGAUGGUUAAUCUAUUUUUGCCGAUCCUUUGAGUCUUAUAUACAAUGUGUUCUAUACCUUUAUCUGUUCUGUUCCUUUUAAAAAUUACAUCUCUUAAAAAAUAGAGAAAGACCAAGGUCUGUGUUUAAUUAACAUCCCCAGAUCAGUUUUUAAAAGCCUCUUCUGUUUGUGUUGGUACUGUUUCUCUGAAGCUUUGGGGCAUUUUUUCUGAGCUGGGAGUGGGAGCAAAGAUGAUGAAUGAAGAACAUGAUUUGGACUCUUCUCAUGUCCUAUUUAGGGUGUGAGAAGAAAACCCAAAUGACAACAGCUCCAUCUUGCCCCACAAAGAUAAUGCCCAAUGUUCUGGCUCCUUCCAUGCCAGCAUUACGACAAAGCUGAUGCUGUGGAACAGCAGGAGCAAUAGCAUUGUCUCCUCCUACAUAGCCCACCAUUUCUGAUGUCACCUUCACAGUAUAAGCACUGCAGCAGCAAGUCUCAUGCUGUGAAGGCAACACAAGAAGCAGGGAAGGCCAGUCCUUAAUUCCAGCACUGUUGCUCAUUCCACCAAAGCAUUUCUGCACAGAAGUGCCAUGUAAAUCCAGCUAAAAUGAACUGAGGAUUUGCUGUGGGAAGGCUUUGAAAGUUGCACCCUUGGUCUCCAAAGUAGGUUUUGCCCAUCAGUAUUAACUAUGGGAUACUACUGUGUUUUUUCUUCUCUAUUUUCAUUGGCAAUAAGUAUACCGGUACCAGUUGUUGCUUUGUUAUAUUUAUUUCCUUCCACUUUUGAUUUAUUUUAAUUGUGAAACCUUUAAGUUGUCAAGCUGUAGACACCAUACACGUCAUUUAAUUUAUGAUGCGUUUUCAGUUUAGUGGAAUAUGUUACUACAUGUGGAUGUAAAUAUAGUCUUGGUGUUUUUUG
Eublepharis macularius is the source of this 6415-nucleotide messenger RNA. It is a transcript of the gene ZNF217, whose product is annotated as zinc finger protein 217. The coding region runs from base 451 to 3627 and encodes 1058 amino acids. Gene Ontology annotation, molecular function: DNA-binding transcription factor activity, RNA polymerase II-specific; RNA polymerase II cis-regulatory region sequence-specific DNA binding. NCBI's taxonomy places the organism in Eukaryota, Metazoa, Chordata, Lepidosauria, Squamata, Eublepharidae. Gene Ontology annotation, biological process: regulation of DNA-templated transcription. The transcript has 6 exons. The record is from RefSeq and is a predicted model, not a curated record. Gene Ontology annotation, cellular component: nucleus.